CUCUAAUAAGAAAAUUUGAUCGAACUUGGAGAAAACUUGGAUGUCUGUAGCUGGAAUUCACCAUCAAACACUUCAGACUGAUAAACGUGAACCAGGGAGUUUUUUUUUCUUCUAAAGGGAAGUAGAGACCGAGGUUUAUUAUUAUGGACCCCGGUAAAUCUGCGAGCGCUCCUCCACAGGAAUACGGUGAUGAGAAGUCCUCCAUGGGCCAGGUGCCACCUCCGGCCUACUUUGACAACCCCUACCCGGGGUACCCUCACACCGGCGCGGCAUACCCGACACAGAUGCAGGGCUUCGGACCUCCUCCACCUUAUGGGGGUGCAGGAUAUGGAGAGCCGUUUCCCAUGGGUCAGCAGCAGUACCCAGCACAGCCGGCCACCGUCACUGUCCAGCCCACAGUGUACGUGACUCGAGGCCCGCUGACUGAACCUGUGAACGACUACCUGUGCUACUCCAUCUUCACCAUGCUGUGCUGCUGCCUGCCUCUUGGAAUUGCUGCCCUCAUCUACUCCAUCAUAGCUCGUGAAGCCAACCACACUGGGGACCGGAACGCGGCAGAUCAGAGCAGCAGGAUGGCCAGGACACUGAACCAUGUGGCCCUGGGACUCGGUAUCGGGUCUUUUGUUCUCCUCAUUGUCUACAUAGUGGUUGUGGCAGCCUUUGCCAGCUAAAUUUGUUUCAACAUCUUUCCUAUGUCUGUAGUCCCCAUACGCUAGAUCAGAUAAUCAGACCAGAUUAGGAACAUCACUGGCCAUCAGAAGGAGUUAUUAUUGGGACAUUUGUAAAGCUGGAGUCAUCUGAUUAGCUACAAGACCUUUAAAAGUUAUUGAUAUUAUUUUUAAAAGUUGUUGGCCACUUAAUGUAAAGAGACCGCAAAAGUUCUUUAUGUAAUCCAUUACUCUCCAAGCCACUGCAAUUUUCCAAAGAUUCAUGUUUCAGCAAAUUUUUUUGUGUUUGUGAUUUGCUUUCUGUUAUCACACAUCAGAAAUAUACAUGUUUUUUUUUUUUUUAUGAAAAAUGUUUUUCAACUCUGAUGCCUAAAGAGGCCACACAUGCAGACUUCAAGUAUAAUCCAAAGAGAUUUUUACAUGUUGUGUUCAAAUUGCAAAUCAUUGUCAAUUCUGCAAUUUAAAGAGAUUUGCCUGAUUGUACGAUGAGAGAAAUACUGCUGCCUUUUCAUCAGAAUUGUUUGCUGUAAAUAUGCACUAACACCCGCUAACCCUCUUAGAACUAUGCUAAUAAAGAAUAGCAUUUUAAAAACUAAGUAAUGCCCAAAAAUAGGCUUUGUGAGGCUCGUGCUGAACAAGUGAAAAAAAGCAAAGUGUGAGUCUGUCUGUCAUCAAUGAGUCUCUGAUCAGAGAGUGCACAAUACCGAGGGAAAGGAACAGGAAUGCGCCGCUUCUCACAAAAUCAGCUGAAACUUAGCAACACGCUACAGUGGAGCCAAUAUGGUUGACACAGCCAGUUGCUCAGUCACUGGCUCUGGCUCUCCGUUAUGAAAGCUGUGGUGUGUUAUUUAUUACUAGCCUGGGUGCUGUUUGUCAUGCAAUGUCUGUAUGCUCUUUUCUUAACCAAAGCUGAAAAAGAAAGCUGUUACUGUAUUCCAAAUUUCUUUAUAAAUAAAGUUGAAGUAUAUUGAGAGA
Molecule: messenger RNA, 1643 nt
Organism: Seriola dumerili (greater amberjack)
Lineage: Eukaryota; Metazoa; Chordata; Actinopteri; Carangiformes; Carangidae
Product: proline-rich transmembrane protein 1-like
Exons: 3
Coding region: 144-671 (175 amino acids)
Cellular component (GO): membrane
Source: RefSeq, a predicted model, not a curated record